GACGGGGCGCCCGGAGCGGCUCCGCGGGCAGCGGAGACAGCAGUAACAGGAGCAGCAGUAGCAGCAGCAGCAGCACCGCCGCCGCAGCGCCGAUCGCCCAUCGCCGGCCAUGGGGUUUGGCCGCCCGCCGGCCUCUCGCGCCCCGCCGCUGCGAACUGCUCUAUAUGGCUUAAAUGGACAUCAAAGUAUGUUUCUCAGCUGGAAUAUACAUCCCCUAAUGAUCUGAUCCUUGGUGAACUGUCUACAAGAAAAGAAAGAACACGGUCUGCUUUUUACAGUUUGGGUACUGCACAGAAGACCUGGAAUGUGAAAGGAUAAGGAUCUGUCUUUGUUGAAGCCAUAGUGGAAGAGAUUUCCAAGCACCGUGAAUAGGGAAAAGAAAUACCCAGCUCUGCCUUUUUUUAAGUGUGUCUGGGAAAAACGAAUCUUCUUCCCCUAUGGACGGAGGUACUGCAGUUGUAGGUAUAGCCUAGGCCCCAGGUGGUGAGCAGCCCCGAGAGGACUAGCAGCAGCCUGUCCGUGUUGCCUUAGCUUUCCCCCCACGUCGUGCUCCACCAGCACCAAGAUGGUCACCGUCAGGAAAAGGAAUGUGAAGGUCUUCACAUUCGCCUUCGUGCUCAUCACAGUGACGUCGUUCCUGCUGAACUACAAGCAGCAGGUGACCAUGACCACUUGGGAUCCUAGAUACAUCAUCACUCAGUUUUCUGAGCAAGUCCGAAAACUCAUCAAAUUUCCUAGGAGGCCGUGUAGCUGUAGCACCUGUAUUUCUGAGCUGGGACAUUCCCUCUGGUUCGACCAGAGGUUUAACUCAACUAUGCAACCUUUCCUGACCUCACAAAAUGCCUUGAUCCCAGAGGACAGCUACAGGUGGUGGCUGAAACUGCAAGGAGAGAAAUCUCCGAAGAAUAUUAAUGAUACUCUCAAGGAAUUGUUUGGGAUCAUUCCUGGGGACGGGGACCCACUGCAGGAGCGGGGCACUUUCUCAUGCAGACGGUGUGCCGUCGUGGGCAACUCCGGCAACCUUCGUCAGUCUCAGUAUGGCCAAGAUAUUGACUCCCAUGACUUUGUGCUCAGAAUGAACCGGGCACCCACCAUUGGUUACGAAUCAGAUGUUGGGAGCAAGACCACCCACCACUUUGUUUAUCCUGAGAGCUACAGAGAGCUGGCAGAAAACGUGAGCAUGAUCGUGAUCCCCUUCAAAACCCUGGACCUGCGCUGGAUUGUCACCGCUCUCACGACAGGCACUAUCAACUUCACAUAUGUUCCUGUUCCACGGAAGAUCAAAGUCAAAAAGGAAAAGAUCCUGAUUUACAAUCCAUCUUUUAUCAAAUACGUCUAUGAAAACUGGCUUCAGAAUCAUGGGAGAUACCCUUCCACAGGCCUUCUUUCUGUGAUAUUUGCACUCCAUGUAUGCGAUGAGGUGAAUGUGUAUGGUUUUGGAGCAGACAGCAGAGGACACUGGCAUCACUACUGGGAAAACAACGCUUCAGCUGGGGCUUUCCGACAGACAGGUGUCCAUGAUGGGGAUUUUGAGUUCAAUGUAACUUUGACUCUUGCCUCCAUUGAAAAAAUUAAAUUUUUCAAGGGCAGAUGACCCUAGCCACAGGGACAAGUAGGGGCUGCAAUUUCCAACAUGCAGCAGCACAAAGCUCAGUGAAGAUGAUCUGGAUGUCAGCCAGGUUUGAAGGUGUGAAUCUGGAAUGGAUUCGGAGUGUCACACUGCUGCAAUGCUCACCACAGGGAGCUCAGCUGAGGACCAGCUUCAAUGCUGCACUUGACUUGCUAUCUAUAGAUAGUUGGGAACAACCAGCUGGGAAUAAAUGACAUCCUGACUCACUCCUUAGGCUCUACAGAUUGAUUCCUGAAUUACUGGUGAAAGAUCUACCUGUUGCAAUUUGGGGAAGCUUGGGCGCAGGAACUGCUGUUUGUAUGUCCGUUCUUUCCUUGAGUAAAGCAAGAAAUCCUUGAAGAACAUGGGAAAUGUGUUCUAGGAUUUGACACCUACAGUAGCUCUGAACAUCAUAGUAAGAAUUACCUCAAAGUAAUGAAUUCAGUUCUGCUGUUAAUCUUUUCAAAUUCUCUUCUGUUUCCUCUUUUACUUCUGGUUUUAUGCACUAUAAAGCAAAAACGUGAUGAAGUUGCCUGGAGUAGUAACUGUUUCUACCAUAGCCACAUUUUGCAUUGAUGGCAUCUAGGAAAUGCAGAUCAAAUCACCUAUGAUCAUAUCUUAUUUAUUAUUGCUUCCUAUACAGCCAUAGUAAGAAAGAAAAAAAAAAAAAAGAAUAUUGAAAGCUCCAGAAAAAAAGAAUAAAAAUAAAAGAAAAUUAAGGCCUUUUUAGCCUGUUUAACUGUCUUGUUUAGUUACACAUAACUUUUUAAUUUUUUUGUGAAAAUUACUCCAAAAUGCUUAUUUUUAUUUAAUCAGUUUAAGGUGGAAAGUGGACUGUUUUCUCUUUCAGUCGUUUACAUGUGCCUUUUAUAUUGUGCAAAGAUUUGAUUUUUUUUUUAAUGGUGACAAACGGUAUUUUUUUUUCUU
This is a messenger RNA of Tympanuchus pallidicinctus (lesser prairie-chicken), 2536 nucleotides long. It is a transcript of the gene ST3GAL1, whose product is annotated as ST3 beta-galactoside alpha-2,3-sialyltransferase 1. Gene Ontology annotation, molecular function: beta-galactoside (CMP) alpha-2,3-sialyltransferase activity. NCBI's taxonomy places the organism in Eukaryota, Metazoa, Chordata, Aves, Galliformes, Phasianidae. The transcript has 7 exons. Bases 566 to 1594 code for a protein of 342 amino acids. The record is from RefSeq and is a predicted model, not a curated record.